Gongylonema pulchrum is the source of this 462-nucleotide messenger RNA. Lineage: Eukaryota; Metazoa; Nematoda; Chromadorea; Rhabditida; Gongylonematidae. The record is from the annotation of a GenBank genome assembly.
AUGGAGCAGCUUGCAACCUGCGGUCUAAUCAACUGUGGUAUGGGUGAUGCUGCGAAAACCACGUUCUCCAUGCUUCUGAUUUUAUCAUUUAAAGAUGGUAGUUCUUGGCCAAGUAACAUCAAUUUGCUUAGACGUUCAAUAAAAGCUUCACGCAACGAAUUGGAAGAUAAGGAAUCUCUUGUGUCAUCAGGAAUUGCCUUUGUGUCGGCGCUGUUCGAGGCAUCUACGGAUUUACUAAUUCCACCUCUAUGUGACGGUGAGUGCUUUAUACCUUGUCGCGGUGCCAUUCGACUCGUGAACUUUGGUUUCGCGAGCAGUGAAAACGCUGGUUUCAACAUCUAUAACAUGAACUUGGCCAGUGGCAAAUUGUCGACGUUAACGGGGAUACGACUGAAGGCCGUACAGUGGAGCGCUUUCGCUGUGGCUGGACGGUAUGAACACAAGCAGCGCGUGGAUGUGUGA